Molecule: messenger RNA, 6872 nt
Organism: Homalodisca vitripennis (glassy-winged sharpshooter)
Lineage: Eukaryota; Metazoa; Arthropoda; Insecta; Hemiptera; Cicadellidae
Gene: Blimp-1
Biological process (GO): cell fate commitment; regulation of transcription by RNA polymerase II
Cellular component (GO): nucleus; cytoplasm
Molecular function (GO): RNA polymerase II cis-regulatory region sequence-specific DNA binding; histone deacetylase binding; DNA-binding transcription repressor activity, RNA polymerase II-specific
Source: RefSeq, a predicted model, not a curated record
GGUGAAGAGCGUUUGGUAAAAUUAGACUGCACCAAGGCCACUGGUUCGCUACUAGGCGAGAGAAAUAUAUCGUUCCCGACGCCUUUCGACACUUUCGGUCCAGAAAUAAAAUGAUUUUAGUGCUUGGCUCUUAAAGAACCUUAAAGUUUUACGACAGAGCUAAAAACGUUUAGUAUCAGACGCAGAAAUGAAUCAUCAGUCAAGUGCAGUCUUUUGGUUCUCACAGCUGUUUCUGUCUAACCACGUGAUCACAUGAACUAAUUGAAUUUAGGUUAUGCCCGCAAGACUGCAUUAACGGAAGAGGAUCUCCGAGAUCGAGGCGUGAGCAGUCGAUCUGAUGGGUCCAAGAGUGUGACUGCCAAGAUCCAACCAUCAUGAGACAGGAUGUAAGCAUGGAAGAGGGCGAGGAUGCCAUUAACGUGCCCUGGGACCUCAAGGCUAUCAAAGAGGAUGAAUUUGAGAAGCAUGUUGUGUACAUUGUGCCGGACCUGCCGGCCAAAACAGAUUGUGCCAACAGAGCAGAGAGUACCCUUCCUAGGAAUCUGGUGCUGAAACCAUCGCAGGCCUUGAGUGAUGUACUCGGGGUCUGGAGCACCAGUUACAUUCCAAGGGGUACUCGGUUUGGCCCCCUAGUGGGGGAAGUUUAUGCCAAAAACGCUGUUCCUACAACUGCUAAUAGGAAAUACUUCUGGAGGGUCCAAAUUAAGGAGGAACGCAGACAUUUUUCAAAGGUAUAUAAGGACAACCAAUUGUUCUACUAUAUAGACGGAUUCGACACAGGCAAAGCCAACUGGAUGCGAUACGUUAACCCAGCGUACUCGUCCGAGUCGCAGAAUCUUAUAGCCUGCCAACACCAGAUGAACAUUUAUUUCUAUACCAUAAGGCCGAUCAUGCCGAAUGAAGAACUUCUUGUUUGGUAUUGCCGGGAGUUUGCGGAAAGGUUAAACUACCCCCUCACUGGAGAGCUUAUGCUGCAGAGGAUAAGAGCACAAGUCCAGGCUGCAGCUCCUCCAGCACCACUGCCAUUGAAGGAACCUGAAAUAUCCCCAGUCAGUUCAACAACAACACCUCACAGAGCCAUAGUGGCCUCUGAGACCAGCCUUCACAAGCCCUCCGUCCUGCAGGUGAUCAACGGCAGGAACAACGUGGUCGUCCAGAACGACUCCAGGUUUGUCAACGGGAACAAUGAAAAGAAACUCUGUGAAGCAAUGAUCAGUGAACCACAAAAACAGAUUAGGCCAAAAAUUGAUGAUCUCAAAAUCCAAAUAAACUAUGACCGCAAUAUCGUGAUCAACAAUACCAACUAUCAUAGAAUGCCAAUAAAUGAUACAUCUUCAAGAAGGAACCAUGAGAGGCAAGGAGAAGUUAAAGAGGAACAAAAAAAGGAGCAGCCAAAAUCAAAUGGUUUCCCCAUUCCGAAUGAAGCAGUAACAGCUAAAAGUUACCCUUUGAAGGACGAAAUACCUCAUAAUAAAACUCUUGCCCAGUACAUUACUGAAGAGAUAAAGAUGGAAGUGGAAGAAUCCACUGUACCACUUGCAGUGAAUGAGCGUCAGAACGGCUUUGAACAGCAAAAAUCCGAUCCCGACAAGGAUCACAGGUUUCGUGAAGAGUCACCAGUGAAGGAGACCAAGGAGUCACAGAGUUAUGGAGCAGAUGGAUCAGUGAGGUCGGACGAAGGCUACCACAGCCACGGCUACCAUGAUGAGGCCCUCACACCCCCUGAGGACUCUAGUGAUUCGGAUGACAGCGACAACAACUAUGUGCUGGAUUUCAGUAAAAAACCAGCUGAGGAAAUCUUGGAGCAGGUCCCAGAGGAACCAUCUAUGACUUUACCGGAGCAAACAGCAGCUCCCGGAACAACAGUCAGUCAAAGUCCCGAUCGGAAUGAAUACAGAAAAGUGAAGAUAAAAAUGACAAAGGCUAAUCUUUACAGUCACCACUACAAGACUGACUCUCCACCUGACUCGGUUAUGCAGACCAGCCCUACACCUCCCCAGUCUCAUUCUCCGUCUGAGUCUCUCAUCAUCGUGGAGUCCCCAAUACCAUCGGAACAUAGUCCACCAGCACCGAAAAAGCCCCACUACGAGGCCACCACCGUACUCGCUCAGAGCCCCCACAGAGAAACCCCUCAGUCGACUUCCAUCUUGGAGAACAUCCUUCUACGCAAUAGAACUGACAAGGAAUCUGUGAUGAGGCGGAACUCUGCAACACCACCACCUACUUCACCCACAGAAAUGGCUUACUCCUAUAAAAAAUCGCAGAGGUACGGGAACCUUCCCGUCAGUCCUGAUUCAACAGCUAGUCAUCCCCAGAAUAAUCUAAAUGUUCCGUCUCUACCCACCAACCACCUGAGGCGAUCUCCUUACACGCCCCCUCCGCUGUACACACCGGAACUGCCCUACUCCUCUCUGCAUCAGACUCAAACAUACUACCAACCUUACAACACCAACAACUUGAUCCACCCUCAAAUAUCUUCGCAGCCAACUAGUGGCUACUCCCCUCCGACCUCUUCGAACCUUCAUUUCUCUAAUAAUUCUAUGAAUAUCUCUGGUAAUCUUCACCACCUCCUGACUCCCCUGGCUCCGCUUCAACAUCGGCAGCAGCUGUCACCCCCUGGCUAUCUCUCCCCGGAUGAAGGGUCUCUGGGGAGUCCUCUCAGUCCAAACAGCCAAGCAUCUCGAGGCUACAGGUCUCUGCCCUACCCACUCAAGAAGAAGGACGGCAAAAUGCACUACGAAUGUAACGUUUGCCUGAAGACAUUUGGACAGCUCUCCAAUCUCAAGGUUCACCUGAGGACCCACUCUGGAGAAAGACCAUUCCAGUGCAAUGUUUGCACAAAGAGCUUCACUCAGCUAGCUCACCUUCAGAAACAUCACUUAGUUCAUACAGGGGAGAAGCCACACCAGUGUGAUAUCUGCAAGAAGAGGUUCAGCUCAACUUCCAACUUGAAAACUCACCUUAGGCUACACUCCGGCCAGAAGCCAUACGCUUGUGAUCUGUGUCCAGCCAAGUUCACACAAUUUGUCCAUCUCAAGCUACACAAGAGGCUCCACACAAAUGAGCGCCCCUACACAUGCCAGGGAUGCAGCAAGAAGUACAUCAGUGCUUCGGGCCUCAGAACACACUGGAAGACAACCAGUUGCCGACCAAACAACAUGGAGGAAGAGAUGGCCAUUGCAGCAGCUGCUGGCUCACCUCCUGGCUACUACGACUUAUUAGGAUCUGAUCUCUCUAUGGGUGUGCUAGAUAAGGAGAGCAGGGAAGCCGACUCGAGGGAUUCGUUUGAAAUGCAUCACAAUUCCCACCAGAUGGAGCCAUCAGUAAACGUUAAUGUUCCGGUCUCCGAACCACAGCGGCCCUCCGUCAUCGAAAGUUCUCAACCUCACAUCAUCGAGUGCACCUGAACUUUUCCACACCCCCUCUCCCUUCCCCGCCUAGCUUUAAAUUCUGUGUUUAAUGUUUUAAUUAAACCUAAAAUAUUAUGCUAGAUUUAUGUUUAUUUUGUGUGGAAAGACUUUUGUAAACUUCAAAUGUAAUUUUGAUGGUUUCGUUUGGUGUAACCUGUGACUGCUUUACACGAAGAGAUAGAAGACUAAUGUAGACCUGUAACGGUUUGCGUAAACCUUUAUGUUGGCAAUUUAAGUGAAUUCUGUGAUAUAUCGAUAUACACACUGUAUUAAUAGACACUUGUGUAUAUUUCAUAUUUAUUAUAUGCUCAAUGCGACUCAUGCUUUUGUUACGUUGUACAUAGAAUUUUAUUGUAUUUAUUUUACUGUAUUUUAUGUACCUGUGUUGAAUUAUGUUGUUGAGAUUGUAUUUUUGGGGCGCUUGUACAUUUUUUUGUAAAGAGGACAGUAUUUUGUGAAAAGGAUAAGAUUUAGUCUGAGAUUAUAUAGAUAUUUUAAAAUGUAGGUUGUAAAAAGGAGAAACCUUUGCAUGAAUAUAUUUAUUGUAGAUAAGAAAGAAAUGCAGUUUCAUGCAUAUGGGUGAAAAGAUGAAGAGAUUUUUAAUAAAGUAUUUAAAAUACGUCUAAGGAAAUGAGAUUUCUCAAUACUUAAAUGGAUGUACUUUUGAUUUAUCUUCGUCACAUCUUGUUAUUUUCUUAUUUAUAUUUUAAUAGCGCUGUGCAAUUGAUCAUUUACUAUAUUUUGAUUUUAUUCAGUUGUAAAAUUUUACCAUUUUUAUGCAAAGUUUUAAAAAGUAAUUUCGAUUUUAUCUUUUAAAUAUUCUUUCAUUUAAUAUUGAAUAGAAUUAUAAAUUAGUAAAAUUACUGAAAGAGUUUUCCUUAGCCACUUUAUGAUAUUCUUUUUUCUAAUGGCUAUUAUAAUUUUUUCAAGUAUAGAUCAUUUAUAUGGAUAAAGGUCAAGGUUGAAAUUUAAGGAACAGUACAGAUAGGGGUCAGAGCUAGUGGAGGGAGAGGAGGAGGAGGAGGUGGUUCUGACAUGAAACUGCAUUUCUGUGUACAGUUAAGCAUUUCACAAGCAAUGCCCUGCCCAGGUAGUAUCGAGUGUGCCUGACUCACACUAGCAAUAACUGGCUUUCUCCAUCACCAUUGUUCGCUCGCUAGCUCGCUCUGUCGCUCAGUGUCAAUUCAUAUUCAAAAUUAUCAUUCUACAUGGCAUUUUGUAACUGCACAUUUACUUUCUAUGCAAACGUUGUUUAAGAAGAUUUUUAUGUCACCACGAUUUGAUAAAAUGUACACAGUAGAUUUUUGGAACCUUACCGUUCGUGUUUGUUUGUAAGCGAACUCGUUUGGAUGUAUUGAAAUCAUAUGUACAUAAGCCUAUCAAUGCUACACCAUAUUCCAGAGUUGUAAUCACAAUUAAGUAAUUAAUCUUUGAAAUAUUCCACGUCUCGGUUAUUUCUCACAGCGUCAUGGAAGUACUUGUAAUUUCAUGUCGAAGCGUGUAUAAUGUUUGAACCCCCACCGAAAUGUGAUCUUUGUUUUGGGAUCACUACCACUUUUGUAUUUAUCAUACAGUGAUCGAUAUAUCUAACUUAAUAAUAAUUUCCAUAAUUUAUAAUUUAUGUAUUUAUUAUUUGCAACUACUUGUAUGUACUGUGUACAUAGACAUUUUCUUCUAUAUGGUAAUAGUUUCAUACAAAAUUAUGCACUCCUUUAAUUUAUUCUAUCAAAACUAAUAAAAUUUAACUUUCUAUACCCACGUCGUCCGAUGUAUUCAUACCGUAUCAGUCAUUAUAUUAAUUUUGAUCUCACAUUAGUAAAAUAAAAAACUAAAGGUAAUCCGUUAAACGAAAUCAUCCCGUAUUGCUUGAAUGUCCGCUUUGAAUUUUGACUGACUUUUAUCCAAGUGUUCAUUGCAUGGCUUUACGAAACGUAAGGCUCUAUAAGUAUUUAAAAUUAAAGAAAAUAAUAAAUCAACUGUGCCUUGUUUUUGAUGUUUCAAAAUGAGUUUUGUAAAUUUAUAUAAAGUUCACAUUAUGCAAUUGGCGUACAAUGGUUUUCAGCAAUUUUUGGGAUGAUUACGUAAAGGUGUGCAAACAUUCUGCCAGAUUUUUUAGAUUAGUUUAGACAUUUUGUAAAAUGCAGUACUAUAGAAAUAUAACCCCAGUAAAACAAAAAUACUUUUAAGGAUAAAUAAUAAUUAUUUGUCAGUAUUCACCAUGUAUUGAGGACAGGAGCUGGUUUUACGUCACUCGUGUUAAAAUUUUUUACCUGUCUAAAUCUAAAUAAUUUUACCAACUGAACUUGUUUAAAAGUAUGAAGGUAAUGCAAGUAAUAAAGGUCUCCAAAGAAAAUAAUAAAAUAAUGUACAUCAAAAACAUAAAAUAAAAUAACAAGUAGGCAAUAAUUGCCAAAAUUAUAUGUUUUUCUACAGCUGUAACUAUUUACAACUUUGUGUAAUUUAAUAUUAUUCUUACUCUCUGAUUCUGUUAAUUGUGUACCAGUUUAUUUUAAGUAACAGCAGUUGAGCAUUUACUUUUCUGUACAAAAAUGGUUUGUUGGUUCAUUUAAAUAUUAUAGAAUUCAAUGUUUUAUAGUGUCUGGCAAAAUAUGAUCUUUCAAUGAAGAUUCUUCUUAAUUUUAACUCUUCAAGCUUUAUUAUCUUUUACUUUUAUUUUCCCAACUCGAAAAUAAAAUUGUAUUAAAGUAAAUUUAAUACUGUAUUACAAAUAAAAAGUAUAUUAAGAAUGCAUUGACUCUUUGAGUGUCUUAAUGUAUUUUCAUUAAUUACCUUUUUUACUUGCAAUGUCUUCAGUAUAACUUGGUACUUGCACUUUCUACAAUAAUAAAUAACUACAUAUAGCCGUUUUUAUUCUUAAAGAGAAAAAUAAAUUUAUAAAGUAAAUAGGUUCGUUUUUAUGUAGUUCGACAUAUUUUCUUACGAAAACUUUCCAGCUCCAAGACUGACUUAUUUGGCUCCAAUAAUUAAUAUAUUAUAGAACAUUUUUUAGAAAGUUAACUAGUUUUUCUCGUAUUAAAAUUAGAGUUAAAUAUCACAUUUUGAGUGAAAUAGCAUAUGUAGUUAGAACUAUUCAAUUGUGAAAUAUUUUUACUCCAAACAUUUUAUCACCAGGAUUUUACAAGGUGACUCAACUGUUCUUAAGAAUUUUGUAUUGUUUAUAAAACGUCUUUUGAUUCAAAUAAUAUUUUUUAAUCUACGUAGGGAAAGGACACAUUUUUGUAUCACGUCCUUGAUAUCAAAUUAUGUCUGGUCGGAUCUUUUUUUGUGUAUUUAUUAUGUGUUGUGUACAAUGCAUGUAGGUGGCGCUAUACAUAUAGUCUGUUAAUUAUCAGUGUUUUAAAGGGAUUUCUUUUUUAUGACCUGUUUCCAUGACUGACAGCCAUAAUUAUAAUUAUAUUUCAUAAUUAUGUUUGGAAACAAUAAAGAGUACAUCCAUUUAAA